Messenger RNA from Thalassophryne amazonica, 2351 nucleotides. It is a transcript of the gene bpnt2, whose product is annotated as 3'(2'), 5'-bisphosphate nucleotidase 2. Bases 363 to 1394 code for a protein of 343 amino acids. NCBI's taxonomy places the organism in Eukaryota, Metazoa, Chordata, Actinopteri, Batrachoidiformes, Batrachoididae. Gene Ontology annotation, cellular component: endomembrane system. The record is from RefSeq and is a predicted model, not a curated record. Gene Ontology annotation, biological process: phosphatidylinositol phosphate biosynthetic process. The transcript is spliced from 8 exons. Gene Ontology annotation, molecular function: 3'-nucleotidase activity.
AACCCGGAAGAGGAAGCACGUAGCGAGAAAAAAAAUAAGCACAGAAGUAUAAUUGUUCUGUUUUUGUUGGAUUCCGCUGAACACUUCGAGCUCCAUCGUAUCUUAUACAGCGUGUAUAACGAUCACGGUCAAACUGUUCAAGAACCACAGCCAUGGCUUAUUCGGUGAAUCUCGUUCUGCCUAUGCUAACUUUGCUAAAUUAGCCUGUUUCAUACAUGCACAGUCUAUGUUUUUUUUUCCCUCCCCGACACUCGAUGUAUUUAUCCGGUAAUUAAUCGUCGGUCUUGCGUGACUGGUUGCCACGUCAGCUCUCUCUGUGUGAGCAGUGUUUUGACUUCCCCCCUCGAGGGUUUUCUGCGGUCAUGUCUCCGAUGGGUAUCCGGCUGUCGCCGCUCGGUGUAGCGGUGUUCUGUCUGCUUGGAGUCGGUGUCAUCUACCAUCUGUAUGCCGGGGUCAUCUCCAACCGCCUAUCUGCUUUCAGACAGAGGAAAAAAGUGGAUCUGCGAGACCUGCUAGCUGUGUCAGUUGAGGCCGCAGUACUAGGUGGAAAAGAGGUCAAAAGAGUGCGUGAAAGUAAUGGUCUGAAUGAGAAGUCAAAGGGAGAGACUAAAGAAGGAGCCAAAGAGCUUCUGACAAUGGGUGACCUGCAGUCUCAUAAAAAGAUGUAUCACCUUAUAAAGAACACCUUUCCUGAAAUCAAGGUGAACAGUGAGGAACAUGACAACUCUGAAGAUAAGACAGCAAUUUGGAGCCGGGGAAUUCCAGCAGACAUACUGCAGAAGGUGGAGGCAGGCAGCGAUGUUUCUGCUGACAGCAUCACUGUGUGGAUCGAUCCGCUGGAUGCUACGCAGGAAUAUACUGAAUACUUGGUUCAUUAUGUGACCACUAUGGUUUGUGUAGCUAUUAAUGGUAAACCAGUUAUUGGGGUCAUACACAAGCCAUUCACUGGGUUUACUGCCUGGGCAUUUGUGGGUCACAGUUCAAACGUUAAACCUCGGUCAUCCUACAAUAUGAACUCCCCAAAGGUCAUUGUAUCACGGUCCCAUGCUGGAAAAGUAAAAAAUUACAUUAAUACUGCAUUUGGAAACACAACGAUCAUACCAGCAGGUGGAGCAGGAUAUAAGGUACUGGCACUCCUGGAGCCUCUUCCAGGUGACACAGAGUCUAAAGAACAGGCAGAUGUUUACAUCCACGUCACCCUAAUUAAGAAAUGGGAUAUCUGUGCUGGUGCAGCACUACUAAAUGCACUGGGAGGCUACAUGACAAAUCUGAAGGGAGAAGACAUUGACUACAGUGGAAAAGCAGAGAACACGGGUGGACUGGUGGCCAGCGUCAAUGUAGACCACAAGGCAUUAGUGAAGAGACUACCAAGUUGGAACCCUGACGAGCAGUGAGACCCACACACGGAGCUAUUGGUAGUUUGGUCAUCUUUGACUACAGAGACUUUGAUGCAAACAUAACCAGGCCUGUGUGAUGUCAUCAUUGUCAGAUGCCACACAUCCAUCAGUCAGAUGAUUGGAGGCACUCUUCACGUGUCACAGAACAGGAUUGGGGAACCAACCUGGAUGUCUCUGUAAACUGCUACAGCAGGACACAGUGGCUCUGAUUGAUUCCCCAUACAUGUGUACAUACUUAUGUCCAGGAAAAAUAUUCCAUCUUUCUCUCCAUGCGCAUUAAUGCACAAACGCAUGCUCACGGUGAACACUGGACAACACUUCUACUUCCUAGAUCUCAUCCUGCACCUUCAAACACCAACAGAGUGGCUCCAGUGUAAUAAAUUCAACUAUGAAUGAAGGUUGCAAAGCGGGACAAUACAAGGAAACUGGAUGGCAUUCUUCUUAAAUUCACAUUAAUAAUAUAAUGGGAGCAUCUUUGUGGGGGUUUUUUCUGUUUGUUUGUUUUGGUUUUUAAAUCAUGGUGAAAAACAAAAUCACAGAAGACUAUGCUGACGAUGAGUGAUUGGAUUGAACUGUAUGCAUAUUGAUACCUGAGACACAGCAAAGACUUGACCUGAGAGGGAAUUCUAAACUUUGGCACCACAGUGAUUUGCCAUUGUUUAUCACUAAAUGGUACACCAACACAGAUGGACAUAAAAUAAUCAGCCAACCCUUGUUCACCAGCACCCUUUUACAAAACACAUUCAGUCUGUCUUCAAAAAGAUGGUUCCUGCUACAACAGUAAAGGACUAUUACAAUAGAUUGUCAAAAUGCUACGAACAUGGAAUUUAUAGCUACAUUUUCAGAAUUUCCUCUUCUUGGCUGAUCUCUUUGGUUUUGAUCUGUUGUUUUAUAAGCUGUGAGUUAAGACCUAUAAUAUUUAUGAAAGUUGAUCUUGAUCUGAUUUGUUUAACU